Molecule: messenger RNA, 2438 nt
Organism: Ectocarpus siliculosus
Lineage: Eukaryota; Phaeophyceae; Ectocarpales; Ectocarpaceae
Source: the annotation of a GenBank genome assembly
AUGGGCAAGAAGAAUGUUCCCCUGUUGCUGGUCCUGACUCUGUCAUGCAGCGAAUCUGGGCUUUCGUUUCUCCGCCCCCACGUCUCCUCGCUUCCACACCUGAGCCAAGCCCCCUCGGCAAAGACUUCUGUUACGAGACGGCAAGCGGCUGCCACUAUACCAGGGGGCGUGCCGAGCGGAAAGCUGGAGAGAGGAGCUCCAACGUCGAAGACAUCAGACCAGUCACCUUUUCCGAACCAAUCACCGCCGCCGCCUCCGCAAAGCGUGAACCCGACCGAAGCGACGCCAGGCUCUACUGCUGUGACAAGAGGCUCCGCAACACAAGUAAAGGGGAAAGGUGCUAGUGGCACUCCUAAGACAGCAGCAGCUGGAAAGGCUGCCGCUGCAUCUAAGGGGACCGUUGGGCCGUCUGCCGUGUCACCGAAGGCGGCAGUAGCGGCGGGAACAACGCAAGGCUCGGCUGCGGCGGUGGGAGGGGCUGCUGGGGCGAAAGCCGGGGGAACGGCUGCUGCUGCGGUGGAGAAAAAGACAGCGGUCUCUGCCAAAGAACGGGAAGAGGUAACGGCAACAGACAAGCCGACCGAGGAUAAGAAGAAGGGUCUCAAGGCUGGACCGGAAACAACCGCGGCGGAGAAGGUGCUGACCCUGGUGGAGAUCGGUCUGGUAGACAAAGAGGAGGCAUCGACCUACUACGAAGCCCUCUCCGACCUCGAGCGUACAACGCAGGAAGCGAAGGCAGCAGCCGCCGCGGCCGCCGAAAGCCAACCGCCAGCAGCCCGGUCUUCGUCCGCGUCACCGUUCUCGCCGCAAGAGGGGCCCUUGAGCCUCGUCCCCUUCCCGGCCGUCUGCGCCGCGCUCGGCGCCGCAGGCACGCACUCGCUGCACCUGGCCGGGGCACUCGGCACAGCGUUUUCCGUGUUUGGCGCGGUGGCAGGAGUGGCCCUGGGGGGUCUCGUGGUGAUCGGGGAUGACCCGCUCGGCAGAGCAGCUCGCGCCGCGGGGCUGGCGUUGGCGCGGUCGGCCGGUGCUGCAGGGGGAGCGGCAGGAAAGAGCGUCUCGGAGUCUGCCGCUGGGGCUGCCGGGGCGGCGGUGGGCGCCGUAGAGGAGGCCUUCGUGAAGGCGCCGGCGAACUUUGUCGCCGGCGUGGCGAGUUCGAUCUCGAGCGCGGUUUCGUCGGCGGUGGGGUCGGUUACAGCCUUGCCCGGGGCGGUGGCGACGAAGGCUGCGGAUGGAGCUCGGGGGGCCCUCCAAGACACAUCGGAAGCGGUUGUGAACUUGCCUGGGGAGGUUGCGCGAAAGGCGGCCCAGGCGGCAGGAGGUGCUUUGCAGAGCACGUCGGAUGCGGCGGUGACCGCGGUGAGGGAAUCGCCGAAGGUGGCCGCGAAGCGCCUGAACGAUGCCGUCUCUUCCCCGGGCAAGACCCUCACUGCUCUCGCAAGCGGUGCAUCUAGCUUGGUAGCGCAACAAAUCGAGAGCAGCAAAAAGAAGGCACGCCCAGCCGCCCCCGCGGCGUCAACCAAGAAAGCCCCCCAAGCAUCAACGGCAGCCGCAAGCGUAGAGGAGAAACAAGAACCGGAAGGGAUACCUAUCGAUGAGCUGGAGGCGAAGAUGUCGUCUGUUAGAAAGGCCCUGGAGCGCUUCGAUACCGUCAAGAGCCGCAUUGAAGAAGCGAAUACGUCGGACACGAUGCGGAAGACGGUGAGCAUGACGCGAGGCAUGGACAUGUCUGCCGAGAGGGAGAAGAACGAGGAGGCGCGAGCGGCCGCUGAGAGACCAAACGAAGCCCGAGUGAACGGUAACAAGAAGAGCACGUCCGCCAGACCGGGUGGGGAGAUGCCCAGCGUAGCAUCAACCACCACCACAAGAGCACCAAAACCGAAAACGAUGGACCAAGACAGACGCAAGCAAGUCGCGGAGAAGCUGCUGGAGAAGGCAUCCCAGAGAGCCACGGAGGCGAAGGCCGGCCUUAAGGCGGCGGCAGCGUCUUCGCGACGAGAAGCCGAGAACACCCAAGCGGCGUCCCCCACAGCCACCCCCAUCGGUGGCGCCGACAAGAAAACUCCGCAGGAGACCGUGGCGACGCAUAAAGGCUGACUCUUCACGAGCAUCGUGUUUUAGGAGUCAGCCCCAUGGUCCAUACCUGUACGUAUGAUACGGCCUCUGAAGUUUUGCUUGUUGUUCCUAAUUUUCGUUUUUGCAGGGCCUCGUUCUUAGGUUGCCUUUUUUUUUAUAGUUUUGGACACGCAAGACACGCGCAUUCUCGAGCUGUAUGGGGUGUUGGAGUUCUUUUUGUGGUGUGUCACACGGAACAGGUUUCUGUUUUCUCUCGUGGCGUUAUUCUGGUGAGGCGGGUUCUGGUAUGCUAGUGGCGAUGGCACAGCAGUGGGCAGGGGUAGGCCCUUGGGCUGUGUUGGCGGGGCGAAUGAAGUUAACGGCCG